AUGUCAGAUUACGAAGAUUACGGCAAUGACGACGCAGGAUAUAAUGAUGAAAUUUUAGAAGAUGAGUUUGAACCAGAAACGAUAGAUGAAGAACUAGAACCAGAAAUUCCAAAUGGAUUUGAUGAACAAAGAGAAGGAGGAAUACCUGGUAUCAAUGUACAAAAUGGAGUUGCGAUACUGGUAAAUGGUGUGGAGGGUACAGAGAUGGACGUUGAUAGUAAUAAGCAAGUGGUCGUAGAAAAAGAAAGGGUUACAACUCCUUACAUGACGAAGUACGAAAAAGCACGGAUAUUGGGAACCAGAGCUUUACAAAUAAGUAUGAAUGCUCCAAUCCUCGUUCCGCGUGAGAACGAAACGGAUCCCCUCGAGAUAGCUAAAAAAGAGCUUCGAUUUAAAAAAAUUCCUUUGAUGAUACGAAGAUAUUUACCGGAUGGAAGUUUUGAAGAUUGGAAUGUCAGAGAAUUGACCAUUCCUGAAGAUGAAGAUUAUAGUAAUACUUAA
Molecule: messenger RNA, 501 nt
Organism: Funneliformis geosporum
Lineage: Eukaryota; Fungi; Glomeromycota; Glomeromycetes; Glomerales; Glomeraceae
Source: the annotation of a GenBank genome assembly